This is a messenger RNA of Morus notabilis, 2258 nucleotides long. Its product is annotated as D-3-phosphoglycerate dehydrogenase 1, chloroplastic. Lineage: Eukaryota; Viridiplantae; Streptophyta; Magnoliopsida; Rosales; Moraceae. Gene Ontology annotation, biological process: L-serine biosynthetic process. The record is from RefSeq and is a predicted model, not a curated record. Gene Ontology annotation, molecular function: NAD binding; phosphoglycerate dehydrogenase activity. Gene Ontology annotation, cellular component: chloroplast stroma. The transcript is spliced from 5 exons.
CCCCAAGUGCCCGCCUACUCCACCUAUAAAACCCUUAGACACACUCACUGCUUUUACGUGUUCUCAUUUUCCUCAAAUCACCGCCGUCCCCCGCCAAUGGCUACCUCCUCAGCUUCCCAAUCCCUCCGCCUCCGAAACCCUACCACCACCACCACCUCUCUUUCUCUCUCCUCCAAGCUCCCUCUCUCCUCUGCCUUCUCCGUCUCCCUCCGCCCCCGCCGCGCUUCCUACCGUCGCCUCGUCCUGGUCGUCUCCGCCGGCCUCGACGCCAAACCGACGAUCCUCGUCGCCGAAAAGCUCGGUGAGGCUGGCCUUAACCUCCUCAAGGACUGCGCCAACGUCGAUUGCUCCUACAACCUCUCCCCCGAGGAGCUCUGCACCAAGAUCUCGCUCUGCGACGCCCUCAUCGUCCGCAGUGGGACCAAGGUCAGCCGUGAGGUGUUUGAAUCCUCCGGAGGCAGGUUGAAGGUCGUCGGUAGGGCCGGCGUGGGUAUUGACAAUGUGGAUCUGGCCGCCGCCACCGAGCAUGGCUGUUUGGUCGUGAAUGCGCCGACUGCCAACACUGUCGCCGCCGCCGAGCACGGGAUCGCUCUCUUGGCCGCUAUGGCUAGGCGCCGAGCACGGGAUCGCUCUCUUGGCCGCUAAGCUGACGCCUCCGUUAAAGCCGGCAAGUGGCAGAGGAACAAGUAUGUUGGUGUAUCGCUUGUUGGGAAAACACUUGCGGUUAUGGGUUUUGGAAAAGUUGGCACUGAAGUUGCCCGGAGAGCCAAGGGACUCGGUAUGCAUGUUAUUGCACAUGAUCCAUAUGCCCCAGCUGAUCGUGCCCGUGCAAUUGGCGUGGAACUUGUGAGCUUUGAUGAAGCCUUAUCCAAAGCGGAUUUCAUCUCAUUGCACAUGCCUCUCACGGCUGCCACAUCAAAGAUUCUCAACGAUGAAACUUUUGCAAAGAUGAAGAAAGGAGUCCGCAUUGUUAAUGUUGCUCGUGGAGGAGUCAUCGAUGAAGAUGCCCUAGUGAAGGCGCUGGACGCUGGAAUUGUUGCACAGGCUGCCCUUGAUGUUUUUACCGAGAAGCCACCAGCUAAAGACAGCAAGCUUGUACUGCAUGAGAAAGUCACAGCAACUCCUCAUCUAGGUGCCAGCACUAUGGAAGCACAGGAAGGAGUAGCUAUUGAAAUAGCCGAAGCUGUUGUUGGAGCCUUGAGAGGAGAGCUUGCUGCCACUGCAGUCAAUGCGCCAAUGGUUCCUGCUGAGGUUUUGACAGAACUGAAGCCUUUUGUUGAGCUUGCUGAAAAACUCGGGAGACUUGCUGUCCAGUUAGUAGCAGGAGGAAGCGGUGUAAAGAACGUAAAAGUGACUUAUGCUUCAGCUAGAGCUCCUGAUGACCUUGACACUAGGCUGCUUCGUGCCAUGAUCACCAAGGGUCUCAUUGAGCCCAUAUCAAGUGUGUUUGUGAACUUGGUUAAUGCCGAUUUCACUGCUAAACAGAGAGGACUUAGAAUAACUGAAGAGAGAGUCAUUUUGGAAGGUUCACCUGAGAGUCCACUUGACUUCAUUCAGGUCCAAAUUGCUAAUGUGGAAUCCAAGUUUGCCAGUGCCAUUUCAGAGACUGGGGAGAUCAAAGUGGAGGGACGUGUUAAAGACGGGAUUCCUCAUCUGACAAAGGUUGGGUCGUUCGAGGUCGAUGUGAGCUUGGAAGGCAGUAUCAUACUCUGCAGACAGGUUGAUCAGCCUGGUAUGAUUGGAACAGUUGGAAGCAUUUUGGGACAAGAAAAUGUUAAUGUUAGUUUCAUGAGUGUCGGAAGAAUUGCUCCAAGAAAGCAGGCGGUGAUGGCAAUUGGAGUGGAUGACCAACCAAGCAAGGAGGCUUUGAAGAAGAUUGGUGAUGUUCCGGCCAUUGAAGAGUUUGUUUUCCUCAAGUUGUAGUGUAUGUCGUCACAUUAUCGCAAUAUUUUUCCCCCAGGGCUUUUGGUUUCUCCUUCGUAGUGGGCAUUAUUCCUACAUCUGUAGCCAGAUUUUGAUUAUUUCUCCCCUUUUUUCCCCUUCUUUUUGCGGGUAGGUUUAGAGUGAGGAUGAGGAAAGAAUAAUAAUUAAGGCUAUUGAUAAAAUCGAGCAAAAAAAAAAAAAAAAAGGCUUGCGAUAAAAAAAAGAAUGUGCUUUUUAUUUUUAUUUUUAUUUUGGGAGAUGUCAUUGUUAUCCUUAAUGCUAGUCCAUGUUUUCUUUUUGCAAUGCCCUAUGGAUCUGCUGCUGCUUUUUCAUUA